AACAACAGAAACAGUUCACCUUCUUGGGCUGCCUGUGUAACGAAUUGCAUUCUGGGAAAAUCUGACUGUGAKGGACUGGUAACUAGGUUCAAAAUGGCGGCAAAUGAUGAACAAAGAGAGUCAAGARUGAGUUGAAAAAUAACUGAUUAAUAAGGAUUAAUAUUAUCURAACACCAAGGAUUGGAUGUYAUAACCUCAUCGAGAACUGUUUGUUCGAGACAUCUGUGUAUUAAUGUUGUGAAUCUACAAAAUAAUCGAGGAUAAAGAAUUCGUUUUUAAAAUGGCAUCAUCAACUUCUAAGGUUGCUGAGAUAUUCACGGCAGCAGGGGAAGCGUUUGCAAGGCUGGGUGACCUCACAAUGCAGCUUCAUCCUUUGGGUGAUUCAACUUCUUCGCAUUCAGGCAACAGUGAGAAAUGGGGAGAAAAGGAAAUAGAAAUGCUGAGAACUGCAGUGACAAAAUUUGGAGACGACCUUAAGGAAAUAAGUGAACAUAUCAAGACAAAAUCAGUGGCUCAGAUUAAAACAGCGCUAAARAAGAGAAGCCACCCAGUUGAGUCUGGUACCCCAAAGAAAAAAGGAUCUUCUACGAAGACACCAACUAUAGGCAGUACAAAAAAUGCACCAAAAACAAAAAAGCAGAAAAUUACAGAUAAUCAACCAGAGCAAAAACCAGAGCCAUUAAACCCCCAAACCUUUCCUUCAUCGUCUGUCAUGCUGUCAGACUCGGCACUCAAGAACAUUGAUAUGGAGGUACCAUCAGUAAUGUUCAACAACAGUGAACAAGAAUCUGUUUUCCCAGACAUACAAUCAGGGCUCUAUCCUCUUGAAAGACAAAUUGCCAGUGAAAUUCUCUCCGAAAUGUAGAGUAAGGAUAUCAUUUCUAGAAAUCAUGUAACRAUGAGAGUUGUUUACAGUGUAAGGUUUGCUAAAGGAGUUUCUCUCAACAGUGAAAGAAUUUACAGCAUAAAAAAGUCAUCUACACAGACAUUUUUUUAGAUGGUGGAUUUUUAUCCAAACUAUUCAAAUGUCUUCUCAAGCACAAAUUAGUGUCUUGACAGUGAAAGAAUUUACAGCAUAAAGAAGUCAUCUAUACGGACAUUAUCCAAGAUGGUGUUAGACUGAAUGACAGAAGAAUGAUUAAAAUGUGACUCAAGGACAUUGCAACUCGAAAUUCCAAUUCAGCGAUUAAAAUAAAGUCUUGACAUGUGCAGUGUCCAGCUAGAACUGGGA
Molecule: messenger RNA, 1231 nt
Organism: Actinia tenebrosa (Australian red waratah sea anemone)
Lineage: Eukaryota; Metazoa; Cnidaria; Anthozoa; Actiniaria; Actiniidae
Product: BPTF-associated chromatin complex component 1
Cellular component (GO): MLL1 complex; NURF complex
Source: RefSeq, a predicted model, not a curated record